UUCAGAAGUCUGAGAUGCCCCCAAGUAUUGCCAAAGUUUGCCUGUUUGAUUCUUUGGACGACACUGGUGGAGAAGACAGAAAGAAGGACACAGCAGGAUCACUGGACAGAGGCCACUCAUAUGUGAAGAGUGGAGCCUCAGAGAUGGAGGCUCUUCAUGAGGCCUACAGACAGAUCCAGGUUGUGGAGGGUUCAGAUGACCAUAACCAUGAUCACCUGCAUUCAACUGAGGAAGGAGAGAGGCUCCACAGAUCUGUGUCUUCAACCUUCGCUCCUCAACAUGACAGACAAUCUCUUCAACCUGCUUCUACCAAUGAGUCAGAUCUUCCCACUGCAGAGGAACUGAUGAGGCCCAUCCGAAUAGAGGACGAUCAUACUAGAGGGUUCAGCCUUCAACCUGUCAGUGCUUUGCAACGUGUCCAAGAAAAAACAUCCUGCUCCUUGGAAAGGACUUUCCCUGACGUGUCUUAUGCAGAGUCACAACUGAAGAGACCAAAAAGAGCCGCUACGAAGAUAAAGGGAGCUAAUGAACUCUUGAGCCACCGCUGCAGCUCCCCAGACCAUCCCAACCCUGACCUGACGUGGAGCAUCAGGGAGGAAGUACAAAGGCUGAUGAAGGAUCACAACGAGAUGAGUUCUCACAAACCCUCUCAGGCUGGCAAAAUUAAGAAACAACCGGCCUCCCGUAGCUCCACCAUUUCUCAACCUUCUAAGUCUUCAGUGAGGAAACCAACCUUGCCUCCUUCGAGAGGCAGGAAGAUGGAGGAGAGAACAGCAGUGACCUCUAGGUCAUCAGAGAUCAGUAAAACUGCUGCUGCAGCCAAAACCCAUUCACCACAGCGUCCAUCAAGCGCUACAUUCAUUAGGGGCCCAGAAAGAGACGACAACACAGCAGAGUCAGGUCUCAAAGUGAGCAAUGAGCUGGUGGCAUCCGUUCAGUCCUUAGUGGCCGUCCUCCAACAGCAGAUCAACACAAGUAGUGACCAGGAGACCAGACCGACAUAUCAUCUUCCAAACAACAGUGGGGAUGAGAGCAGCUCUCUGGUGACGGAGCUAAGAGUCGACCUGGCUCAGAGGGAGAGGGAGCUGCAGAAGAUGAAUGAAGGAGCAGAGGAGCUCAGCUCACUCAGAAAGCAGAUCUUCCUUCUGCAGAGCAAGCUGCGAAGUGCAGAAGAAGCCAAUCAAAGGAAGAAACAAGCCGAGGGCACAGAUCCUGCAGCAGAGGAAAAGCUCCAAAGGAUGGAUAAAGAACUGAAAGAGCAGGAGUUGCUCAUUAAAGGUUACCAGCAGGAGAAUGAGAAACUCUACUUGCAGAUGAAGGCUCAGCAGGCCAAGAGCAAAGCCUACGAGGAGUCUAUGUUUACUGAAAACCAGACGCUGCUGAAUGAACUGACUUUCACAAGGAAGCAGCUGAGUAAAACCUCAAGGCCUGUGGGAAAUGUCUGUUUAAUGGAUCACGCUCAACGCAUUACAGACUUGUUAAGUCAAAUAAAUACAUUCCAGAGGAAUGAAGUGAAUCUGACUGGGGACAUUCACAGACUGAAGAAAGAAAAGCAUGCUCUGGAGGAAGACCUGCAGCUGAUGAAGAAAGAGAGAGACUUGGCUAAAGCUCAGGCCAUCUCCACCUCAGGUGAUAAGACGUUAGAGAUGCGUGUACUGGAGGAGAAGCACAAAGAGGAAGUGUCAGGCCUGAAGAAGAAGCUGCAGUGGUUUGCUGAGAACCAGGGGCUGCUGGACAGAGAUGGUGACAGACUGCAGGCUGCUUCAGCUCAGAUCCAUCAACUCACAGAGCAGGUAGAGAAACUGAAAGAAGUGGGCAAAAGAAGCAGCGUGCAGCAGAGAAAGGCAAAAGAGAAAACUGUGGACACAAAGAGGAUGCAGGACCUGCAGCGACAGGUGAAGGACCUGGAGCAGAUACUAAAACACAGGAACCCAAACUCCCUGCCUGCUCUUAUAUACGCUGCAGCCAGCGCUGGUGCUGAGGAGGAUGUAGACACUGCGAAGACGCCCAAUAGCAUCGUCGUCCUGCAGGAGGCCAGGAUUCAGCGUCUGGAAGCAGAGCUGGAGAGUCACGAUGAGGAGGCUAAACGUAGCCUGAAGGCCAUGGAGCAACAGUUCCUCAGUGUCAAGCUCCGCUAUGAGCAGCAGAUCUCAGCGCUAGAGCAGCAGCUGGAACAGAAACAGCAGGUUGAAGAAGUGUGCUCCGCAGCAGUGAACCAGCCGUGGAUGUCACAGGUUCAAACUCUGGAGAAAGCGCUACAGCAGGAGAAGGAAAGCCACCUGGAGAAAGAGAAAUCCCUCCAUGACCAGAUUGAGUCGCUCCAGCAGCAGCUCAAAAACGAGGCCCAGCCGAGCCCAAGCCGACACCAGCGCCAAGCUCAGGAAGCGUUUGGAGUUCGGAUAGAGCGGUUGAAACACGAGGUCGCCACCAAAACACAAACCAUUCAGGAGCUUACCCGCACUGUGGAGAGACUGCAGAAGGAGAGGAGGACCAUGUUGUCUGUCCCCAACCCAACAGCAAAAGACCGAUCCACAGAGAAUAUACGACAGCCUCAUUUACAACAGACCAAGAUGCUCUGCUCUGUUACUGCAAAAGACACACGUGGAGAAGAGGAACUAUUUCCAGCUGCUCACAAUGAGAGGACCUACCAGCCCACAGUCUAUGCAGGGAGCCAUAUCUCAGAAGUUCUGCAGGAGAACCAGGCUCUGACUCAGCGUCUGGAGCUGCUGGAGCUGCAGGCGGAGCAGGAGAAGAAGGAAUUGAAGGCAGGUGCUGUACAAGCCGAGGAGGAGCUGCGCAGGCUCCAGGAGCACUGUGCAGAGCAGCUGUCCUCUCUGAAGGUGGAACAUCUCCGGGUAUUAGACCAGCUGAGGGCCACCCAUGCCCUGGAACACUCAUCAUCAAAGGUGGCUGAACAGGCCCAUAUGAUCAACACUCAGGAGAUAAAGAUAAAACAUCUGCAAGCACAAGUGGAGGAGCUGCAGGGAAAUAAAGAUGCACUGAGAGUGUCCAGGAGCAGAGAGAACAUCCUGGAGAGACAGCUGAUCCAACUGCUGCAGGAGCUGAAGGAAGCUAAAGAAGCUCAGAGCUCAGAGGUGAAACUCCUAUGUAGCCUGGAGAGGAAGAUCCUCAACUUGGAUCUCAGACAACAACACAGAGAGACGGAGCUGCAGCAGGUGAUCAAUGGCACGCGGCAGAAGAUAGCGCCUCAGCAGCAGGCAGAGGUGGAGCACUGGAAGAAUCUGCUCCAGGUCAAGAAAAAAGAGCUGAUGUCUUUCUAUCUGGAGUUGGACUCCAUCCUGGACGUGGUGAAACAACUGAAAAGAACUUGUUGCCUCCCUCCUGACCACGUCAUGACAACCCACAAGAACUGACUCAUAGACAUUGAUACUUGUGUGCUGAAGACAAAGAGACAGAAAUAACAACCAGCAUCUCAUCAUUAGACUCAAUCAGGUGUGAUAUUGUUCAGUGUGUGAUAUUGUUUAGUGUGAUCAGUAUCUGAUCAUGAUGACAUAAACAUUUAGAAAUAAAGCCACAAUGAUUAAAGUUGAGGCUUUGUAAAAAAGAAAAAACACAGAAUAUGAAUAGACACUCGUUCUGCCUGUAUAGUUUGUAGCCACAUUCUAUUUUUAAUGUAUGUCUUAAUUUAUUGAAGGUGUAGUGAAAAAUAAAUACUCUUUUAAACCUUUGUCGAACAAAAUUGUAUUCAGUUUGUCCUGCCACCCACUCCACUAAAAUUACACCUGUGUAUCAUGUUUGGACUUAAACAAUGUGGUCCGACAUGACAGCAGUGCACAGAGAAGAAUGUGAUCUUCUGAUCGUCUCUGGUUUGAACAGAGCUUCCCUGGUGACAUGUGGCCACAUGUUUUUAAGGCAUAGGAACGAGAAACAUGAACUUGUGGUUCUCAGCUCUGGCGAAGCCUCUUGGAUGACAGCUGAAACGUUUCAUUUAAUCAGAUGAUGUUGACUCUAUAAG
This is a messenger RNA of Paralichthys olivaceus (Japanese flounder), 3976 nucleotides long. Lineage: Eukaryota; Metazoa; Chordata; Actinopteri; Pleuronectiformes; Paralichthyidae. The record is from RefSeq and is a predicted model, not a curated record.